Prunus avium (sweet cherry) is the source of this 3456-nucleotide messenger RNA. RefSeq names its product ubiquitin-specific protease 5 (gene UBP5). Gene Ontology annotation, molecular function: cysteine-type deubiquitinase activity. The record is from RefSeq and is a predicted model, not a curated record. NCBI's taxonomy places the organism in Eukaryota, Viridiplantae, Streptophyta, Magnoliopsida, Rosales, Rosaceae. Gene Ontology annotation, biological process: protein deubiquitination.
CCCAAAUUUAAGGCCCUUAUUUGAAAUCCUCGGCCCAUCGUGACCUCUCGGGCCAUCUGGACGCGAGCCCUCUCUUCGUCUUCUCAGCGUGAAACUCCAUCGCUCUCUAUUCCGUCGGCCUCUCUCUCCAGCUCUCUCUUCCGCUCUCUCGCUCACUUCGGCUAUCUCUCUUUUUCCUGCUCACCGCCUCUCCCUCCUCUUCGCGCUCUCCCUCCUACUUGCUCUCACUUACAUCUACAACGUGGUAGCUCUCUUGGAUCGAGGAGGUGGUCGCUCUCUGUCAGCUCAGUACCAUUCAGGUCGGUGAGGUAUGGCGGCAGUGUCUAUGCGUAGCAGGAGCAGAAGUAUGGAGCUUUCGCCAGAGGAAGAAAGGAUUUUGAUAAGAGACAUUGCUUUGGCUGCUGAAGCUAAUUCCAAAGAGGGUGACAUCUUCUACUUGCUUACUCAGAGAUGGUGGCAACAUUGGAUUGAUUAUGUGAACCAGGACCAACCCAAUAACCCAAAUGAUGUAUCCUUUGUGUCAGAGCAUUAUGAUUCGGCUGGUUCCAGUACCUUGAAGAGGCCUGCUGGUAUUGAUAAUUCUGACUUAAUAUAUGAUGCAGCAUCAGCGGAUACCAAUUCGGGCAUUGACAUACAUGAUACUUUACUAGAAGGCCGUGAUUAUGUGUUGCUGCCACAAGAAGUUUGGAACCAAUUGCAUACAUGGUAUGGUGGUGGUCCAACAUUGCCAAGGAAAGUGAUUAGUUCAGGUCUUUCUCAGACGGAGAUGGCAGUAGAAGUGUACCCUCUGCGUCUUCAAUUACUUGUGAUGCCAAAAGGUGACCGCUCUAUUAUAAGAAUAAGCAAGAAGGAAACCAUUGCAGAACUUCACAGAAGUGCUUGUGAUAUCUUUGAUCUUAGCAUGGAACAAGUAUGCAUUUGGGAUUACUAUGGCCGCCGGAAACAUGCACUGAUGAACGACAUGGAUAAAACACUUGAUGAUGCCAAUAUACAGAUGGAUCAGGAUAUUCUGGUGGAGGUGCUUAACCCUGUCAAUGGUACCACAUUGGGCAGAUCCACAAGUUCUGUUCGCUACAAUGGAUCUUUAGAGAAGGAAGGUGCCUCUGUUCUUGUAGAGCCUUCUAAGUCAAGCUUGUCGAUUGCAGGAGGUUUAUCUGCAACCAAGGGCGCAUCAAGAAGCUACAGCGUGGAGCUCAUACAAAGUCAAGGCCUAAUUGCUAGAGAAUUGGAUACUCCAUAUGGGACAAUUGGUGUUAGUACUAGGGGGUCGUCUUGUGGCUUGACAGGGUUGCAGAACCUUGGGAAUACUUGUUUUAUGAAUAGUGCUAUACAGUGCCUUGUUCAUACUCCGGAGUUUGCUAGAUAUUUUCGGGAAGACUAUCAUCAGGAGAUAAACUGGCAAAAUCCUCUGGGCAUGGUUGGUGAGCUAGCUCUAGCAUUUGGUGAGUUACUUCGGAAGCUAUGGGCACCUGGACGAACACCGGUUGCUCCUCGACCUUUUAAAACAAAACUUGCUCGUUUUGCACCUCAGUUUAGUGGUUACAAUCAGCACGAUUCUCAGGAGCUUUUGGCAUUUUUGCUAGAUGGUCUUCAUGAAGAUCUGAAUCGUGUGAAACACAAACCAUAUAUAAAGUCUAGAGAUGCUGAUGGCCGGCCUGAUGAAGACGUAGCUGAUGAGUAUUGGGCAAACCACAUUGCUCGCAAUGAUUCUAUAAUUGUUGAUGUCUGCCAAGGCCAGUAUAAGUCAACUUUGGUUUGUCCCAUUUGCAAUAAAGUCUCUGUUACUUUUGAUCCUUUUAUGUACCUUUCGUUGCCACUCCAGUCCACCACCACUAGAACAAUGACAGUAACAGUUUUUACUUCCGAUGGAAGUGCAUUGCCAUCUGCUUGUACUGUCACAGUCCCUAAACAGGGACGUUGCAGGGACUUGAUCCAGAUGCUUAGUAAUGCUAGUUCUGUAAAGCACAGUGAGAAGCUUUUGCUUGUGGAGAUACAACACCAUAUGAUUCAGAGAUUUUUAGAAGACCCAUUAAUAUCAUUAUCUACCAUCAAAGAUGACGACCAUCUUGCUGCUUUUAAGGUUCCAAAGUUGGCAAACACAAAAUAUCUUCAAUUGAUACACCGCCGUCGAGAGCAAGGAAAUAGUGAUUCGCAGAUCACAUCAGGAUGGAAACCCUAUGGAACACCUCUUGUCUUGCCAAUCUCAUGUGACGAUGAAAUUAUUGGAGGCAACAUACUGAUGAUGGUUCAUAAAAUGCUCUCUCCAAUGCUUAGAACUAAAAGUUUGGAGCAUACUAAGAUAUCUGGUCUAAGCUCUGCAACAGAAGGAUCAGACCCCUCUCUUGAUUUGUGUUCCGGCGGAGCAUGUACUGAUUCUGUUGUAUCAAAUUCAGCAAAUAAGGAUAUCACUAGUUCUAAACCAGUGUCUUCUCUAGAAUUGCCUCUUCAGUUGGUCGGUGAAAAUAAUACAUGCACUGAUCUAUGGGUGGGGGUAGAGAAAGCCAUCAGGCUGGCCUCAUCAUCAACAUCAAUACUAAUAUAUGUUGAUUGGUCACAGAAGUUUUUAGAAAAGUAUGACACCCAUUAUCUGGAAAACUUGCCAGAAGUUUUUAAGUAUGGACCUGUAACAAAGAAAGCCCGCACUGAACCUCUCUCGUUGUACACCUGCCUUGAAGCUUUUCUAAGGGAAGAACCACUAGUACCUGAAGAUAUGUGGUACUGUCCCCAGUGCAAGGAGCGAAGGCAAGCAAGUAAAAAGCUUGAUCUAUGGAGGCUUCCAGAAGUGUUAGUCAUCCAUCUAAAGAGGUUCUCGUACAGUAGGUCGAUGAAGCAUAAACUGGAAACCUUUGUUGACUUUCCGAUUCAUGACUUUGAUCUAACAAAUUAUGUAGCUAGCAAGAAAAAUGCUCGACGUCAACUUUACGAACUCUAUGCCUUGACCAACCACAUUGGCGGAAUGGGUAGCGGGCACUACACUGCACAUAUCAAGCUUCUAGAUGAGAACAGGUGGUAUAGUUUUGAUGAUAGUUGUGUAUCGCCCAUAAAUGAAGAAGAGGUGAAGUCAGGAGCUGCAUAUGUACUCUUUUAUCGGCGUGUUAUGACUGAAGAUGCCGAUGCUAGCUGCUAAAAAUGUGGUCCAAUCCUGUGCAGGUGAGGUGACGACAAUGUUUAAUCACAAAACUAGCCUCUCUAGGGCAUGUAUAUUUCUUGCAAACCCUCGGUUUGUAAUAGAAACAAGCUAAAGCCAAGCUCGGUUUGUUUAAGAGACAAGUCAAGCUGGGGCUUAGGCAUGUUCGUCUCUUAAAGCUAGUGUUCUUAGCAGUGUCAUGUCUCUAUUUUUUUAAAAUUUUAUGUUGAAAAUGUAUUUGUUUACUAUAAAAUAUCCAUGUCCUUGUUGCUAUUUGUUAAUUACUAUCAUAGUAAAAUAUCCAUGUCCUUGUUGCUAUUCGAAGAAAA